Molecule: messenger RNA, 3563 nt
Organism: Anolis sagrei ordinatus
Lineage: Eukaryota; Metazoa; Chordata; Lepidosauria; Squamata; Anolidae
Gene: TMEM132D
Product: transmembrane protein 132D
Source: RefSeq, a predicted model, not a curated record
CGACGAGGACAAGAAGCAUCUCUCGGCCGGACAAGAUGCUGGGGCUCGGCCGCCUCCUCUUGGCCGCCUUGGCCACGCUCUUCGCCAAAGUUACAGAGAGCCGGGGGAUCCUAGAAAGCAUCCAGAAAUUCUCCUUGCUGCCGACAUACUUGCCUGUGAGUUAUCACAUCCAUAAUGCAGACGUCUCCUUUUUUCUUAAAGAAGCCAACCAGGAUAUCAUGAGGAACUCUAGUCUACAGUCCCGAGUGGAAUCCUUCCUCAUCUAUAAAUCAAAGCGGCCUCCUGUAGUGAAGGCAACGUAUGGACCCUUUUCCAUUGAACAAGUGGUUCCCCAGGAUCUUUUGUCCCCUUCAAAUUCAUUUGGAUCCACUGCUCCCAAGUUCUCUUUUAACUGGAAGCUGAAGGCGUACAUCAUGAACAACAAAAUCUAUCCAAGUAGACCCAAAGUCCAAAUACUCUUCUAUAUUGUCGGGAGGGACUGGGAUGAUUACAGUGUCACUGAAAAGCUGCCAUGCUUAAGGGUCUUUGCUUUUCGAGAGACAAGGGAAGUCCGAGGCAGCUGUCGACUGAAAGGGGCUCUCGGCCUGUGUGUGGCUGAGUUGGGACUUCUUCCCAGCUGGUUUAACCCACCGACAGUGGUCACAGGCCGUAAGAAACUCCCGAAUCAGUCAGAAGGGAGUCCGGUGGAACUUUACUAUGCUAUCCAACAAGGGGAUGAGAAAGGGGAUUGUGCAAAGGAGGAUCCAAAGAAGGACAAUGGGAUCAGACCUGGACGCAAUGAGAUCGAUGAAUCAGGGCCCCCUUUGCAGAGAAUUGGUAGUGUUUUUCUUUACCAGUCACGAGGCAGCCCUUCCUUGAGCGAAAUGCGGCUGGAUAGUAAUAUUGCUAUCCAGUAUAUACCAAAGACUGUCAAGCAAGGAGAUGUCUUGACCUUUGUGGUAUCUAUUGCUCCAAACGCAACAGUGGACCAGUUCACACUGAGGGCAAAGGUGAAGAAAGGUGUGAAUGUUUUCAGCAUACGAGCCAGCAAUCCAUACACAUGGGACGUGCAAAAGAGUGUGGAUUAUAUUGGGAAAUAUGCACCGACGGUUAUAUUUUGCCGAAGGAAAUCAACUCCCUUGGGGAAAAGUAUGACUGCUCCUCCCUCUGAGAUAAUGCAGAUUGAUUUUGAAAUUGAGGAUCUUAGUGAAUUGCCGGAGACUCAGCUUAUUACGUGGCAAGUUGAAUAUCCAGGAGACAGAACAUCUGACCUUGGCAUCUCCAAGAUUUAUGUAAGCCAGAAGGAUCUGGUUGCUGUUCUUCCAUUGGCUAUGGAAGCAGAGAUCUUGAACACUGCUAUUCUCACUGGGAAAACUGUAGCUGUCCCUGUCAAAGUGGUCUCAGUGGAAGAUGAUGGAACUGUCACCGAUCUUCUAGAAUCAGUAGAAUGCAGGUCCUCUGAUGAAGAUGUCAUUAAGGUCUCUGACAGAUGCGACUAUGUCUUUGUCAAUGGGAAGGAAAUGAAAGGCAAAACGAGCGUCCUUGUCCAUUUCAUGUACCAGCAUCUGAGUGCUGCUCUGGAGAUGACCGUGUGGGUGCCCCGCCUCCCCCUGCAAAUUGAGGUUUCUGACACAGAGUUGAACCAGAUCAAAGGGUGGAGGAUCCCCAUCGUUUCAAAUAAAAGACCAGCUCGAGACAGUGAUGAUGAAGAAGAGGAUGAGCGGAAGGGAAAAGGCUGUACCCUGCAGUAUCAACAUGCUAUGGUGCGAGUUCUCACACAAUUCGUAGCUGAGCCCUCGGAUCCAGGUGGGCAAAUGGCCUUUCUGCUGGGCUCAGACUGGCAGGUUGACAUCAGCGAGCUGGUGAAUGGUUUCAUUCAGGUGGAAGAGCCAAGAAUUGCCAAGUUGCAAGACGGACUCGUGCUGAUUGGACAGGAGCUAGGAAUGACAACAAUUCAGAUUCUGUCCCCACUUUCUGAUGCCAUCUUGGCUGAGAAGACAGUGACAGUUCUUGAUGAAAAGGUGACCAUUACUGACCUGGGAGUCCAAAUCGUGACUGGCCUUUCGCUCUCCUUACAAUUAAGCCCAGGAAGCAAUAAAGCCAUCUUUGCCACAGCAGUAGCCCAAGAGAUCCUUCAGACACCCAAACAGGAAGCGGCUAUCAGUUGCUGGAUCCAGUUCAGUGAUGGAGCAGUUAUGCCCUUGGAUAUUUAUGACAUCAAGGACUUCUCAUUGGUGGCUACUUCUCUGGAUGAGAAAGUGGUCUCUGUUCACCAGAGCCCCAAAUUUAAAUGGCCUUUGAUUAUGGCUGAAUCAGAAGGCCAAGGUCUGUUAGUAAAGGUGGAAAUGGUGAUCAGUGAAUCAUGCCAGAAAUCCAAGAGGAAGAGCAUUAUGGCCAUUGGAACUGGGGAUAUCAAGGUCAAAUUUGGACAGAGCGAUGCCAACCCCAACACCAGCGAUAGCAGGCAAGGUGCAGCAGGUGUGAACCUGGAAAAUCAUACUAGUGAUAGGCGUCAGAAGAUUACUCUAAAGGAAAGGUCUCGCCAAGAUGGAUCAUAUUACAGCUCGUCAGUGGGUCAAGAGGAAACAAGAGGGGCCAGCACUCAGAAAUCCAUUCUAAGUAGAAAAGACGAUCGUGGGAGUCUUUUGGAUGAUGAUGGUCAUAUGCAAAACAUCCCAGUAGACUUCACCAGCUUCCCAGUACAGGUGGAUUUGCCCAGGAACGAUGGCGAUUUAGAAGAGAAUGACCUUGUCGAGACACCCAGGAGCCUAAGUGACUUGGAGAUCGGAAUGUAUGCUCUGCUAGGAGUCUUCUGUUUGGCCAUUCUCGUCUUUCUUAUCAACUGUGUCACCUUUGCUUUGAAGUACCGUCACAAACAAGCACCCUUUGAAGAGCAAGAAGGCUUGAGCCAUUCUCAUGACUGGGUAGGAUUGAGCAAUAGGACAGAACUGCUGGAGAACCACCUCAAUCUCUCCACCCAGCAGGAAGAGUGUAUUACAGCUGUUGAUCGAGGGAUGGACUUAGAAGAAAGCAAAUACCUCCUCAAUGUCAAUGCCCAGAAGACCCUCAAUGGCCAAAUCUUCCACUCCUCAGACUCUGCCCCAUGCCCUGUAGGGAAGGAACAGAAGAGCGAGCAGGCGGCCUCACCCACUUCCAAGCGAAAACGAGUUAAGUUCACCACUUUCACCACCAUCUCUUCAGACGAUGGGUGUCCCACUGUCAAUUCCAUCAUGACAAGCAGUGAGGAUGAUAUCAAAUGGGUUUGUCAGGACAUGGACCUGGGGGAAUGCAAAGAACUGAGAAAGUAUAUGGAACGGCUACAUGAAAAUGCCUAAGAUUACACUGGAAACUGUUCUGCUUUUGUUUGUUCUUUCUUUUUUCCACUCACCUUUCUGCCUUUAAUUUGGGGUAUUGGGGCAAAUAAAACUAAAACAGUACAAACAUUUGUGAACAAUCAAAAUGGUGUGGGAGAGGUCCCCAGACGGCAGCUCUUACCUGUGCUCAGUGGCUCUUACGUAAGAUGCUUGGGAAAUAUUCUGAUGCAAAGCAACAUACGUGGGAAAAUAAAAAUUGUUUAAAAAAGA